AUGUGUUUCGAAACGAUGGAAAGCGAACGAUAUGUGCGGUGGAAUCCGCCAUCUCGGGGGGGCAUUUCCAACAUUGCACCUCUGUCAAAGCGUCUUUGGCGGCUCGUCAAAAGAAUAUUUCCUCCCAUUGACUUACACAGAAAACGAGAAGAGGGGCUGGACCACCUACGCAAGAAGCCAUGGGCUGCUGAUGCAAAUGCUAAUGAUACGACACGACCUGCAGGAGCCGAAGAUAGACACUCUAUACAAGUAAACGUAGUGAAUCACUUGUUUUUGGCUCAGUUCAACUUCCCAGGAAUGGAUCUGACGACUCUUGCCGUAUAUGGCACAAAAGGCAUCGUACUGGACACAAAGAAGCUGGACAUGAAGAAGCUGGGCAAGCCGAGGGAGGCGUUAUCUUCGCACCCGCCUUUCGCCAUAAGACGGCCACAACCCGAGAGCAAGAAUCGUCGCAAAUACAACGUGACGAGACCUGAUCCUGAUGCGACUCCAACAGAACACGGGCAAAAGCUCGUGAUGCGUAGGGUGCAGGGCCAAUCACGUCAGCGUCGACGUGCAGUUUGA
This is a messenger RNA of Trichoderma asperellum CBS 433.97, 564 nucleotides long. Lineage: Eukaryota; Fungi; Ascomycota; Sordariomycetes; Hypocreales; Hypocreaceae. The record is from RefSeq and is a predicted model, not a curated record.